UUGGGAUCCAGCGGCAGCUAAGCCAAAAUCUUCCUCUCCCCUUGCCCUUACACCGCCCAUUCCGGAAAGCUGGUCGACCCUGGACCCCAGCAGUCCGGUCACAACGCCCCUCUCUCACGCAUCGCGCCUUUCCCUUGCAGAUGCUGCCAGCUCCUUGCCGGUCCCGCUUAGCUCAUAUCCCAGCAGACUGAAACCAACCCGCAUUCACCCUUCACUCAUUGGACACAAUGGCGGCGCCCCCGCGGCACGAUGCAGCAUCAGAUGCCGCUUUCCUCGUCUCGGGCAUGGACCGGGACUGUGGAUACCUGCAGCAAGUCGACGUCGAUGAGAUAGACCUCCUCCUUCCGCAGGCUGCCGGGGUGGAGGAGACCCAGGACCAGGAUUCGUGGAGAGACGGGGCGUAUACUUCGAUGUUGUUGAUGGAAUUAGACUUCAUCAGUCCGCCAAAGACGGACACGGGCCAAGACAACUCCUCUGACGACAUUGACAAACGUUCUGUUGAGGUGUCAUUCGAUGAAGAGGACCUCGCCAGAGGUGGUGUUGAGUUGAGGGCCCAGCAUGGUUCUGGCUAAGUCACCCUGGCGUUGGGCAACACACAAGGCUACAAAGAAAUACAAGGUUAG
This is a messenger RNA of Chaetomium fimeti, 623 nucleotides long. RefSeq lists its product as uncharacterized. The coding region runs from base 228 to 572 and encodes 114 amino acids. The record is from RefSeq and is a predicted model, not a curated record. Lineage: Eukaryota; Fungi; Ascomycota; Sordariomycetes; Sordariales; Chaetomiaceae. The transcript is spliced from 2 exons.